UCUACCUCCAGUGUAAGAUCUACCUUCUCUAGGCUGAGUAGCUUGUAAGAGGAGGUUUUCCCUCAAACUUUUGCCACUUCCAGGCUGGGCUCUGUGUGUGUGUGUUUGUAGGUGUGUGGACUCACCUAUUGUAAAUUGGUAGACACCAUCCUUUGCGAUUGCUACUGCCAGAUUAGAGACAGGGAAUAUUAUCAUGGAGAAUUCAGCAAAAGAAAAUGCUCAGUUGUUCUCAAAAACCACAAUCCUGCCAAUUGACAGGUCUUCAUCUAAAUCUGAAUCUUCUGCUUCCAAGGAGAAACAAACAUGCUGUGGAGGUAUAAAGAUAUUUCUUGGCGCAUUAUCCUUUGUUUACUUCGCUAAAGCAUUGUCAGGAAGUUAUCUAAAAAGUACCAUCACCCAAAUAGAAAGAAGAUUCGAUAUCCCUUCUUCUUUGGUUGGUGUUAUUGACGGCAGCUUUGAAAUUGGAAAUCUCCUAAUCAUAAUUCUUGUAAGCUACUUUGGAGCGAAACUUCAUAGGCCAAAGAUAAUUGGAGUUGGUUGCCUAAUAAUGUCAGCCGGAACAUUUCUAAUUGCGAUGCCCCAAUUCUUUAUGGGACGCUAUAGGUAUGAGAUAUUUUCUUCCUCCACCAAUUCUACUGUCAGCAUUUCCCCAUGUCUACAGGAUAAAAGUCAAAUACCACUCUCAGUCUUAGAAAGGUCUCAAGCCAAAAUAAAUGCAGGAUGUGAAAAAGAAGUUGGAUCGUCCAUGUGGAUCUAUGUUUUGCUUGGGAAUCUUUUGCGUGGGAUAGGGGAGACUCCUAUCCAGCCUUUGGGAAUUACGUAUAUCGAUGAUUAUACCAGUGAAGAGAGUGCUGCUUUCUACAUUGGGUGUGUACAGACUGUUGGAAUUAUAGGCCCGAUAUUUGGUUUUCUUUUAGGAUCCCUCUGUGCCAAACUAUAUGUUGACAUUGGCUUUGUAGACUUGGACAGUAUAACAAUUACUCACAAUGAUGCCAGAUGGGCAGGAGCUUGGUGGCUUGGUUAUUUAAUAGCAGGUGUGUUAAGUGUUCUGGCUGCCAUCCCAUUCUGGUUCUUACCAAAGCACCUGCCAAGACCAGAAAGCAGAAAGGAUUCCAGUACCUCCUCUGAGCAGUCAAAGUUCAUUAUCGAAGAUAACAGGGAGCAUCACAGAUCUUAUGAACAGCAAGUAAAGAUACUUGAAAUGGUGAAAGAUUUCCUGCCAUCAGUGAAGAAUCUCUUCGGAAAUCCAGUUUACUUUCUAUAUUUGUGUGCAAGCAUCAUUCAGUUCAAUUCUUUAAUUGGCAUGGUAACAUAUAAACCAAAAUAUAUUGAGCAACAAUAUGGGCAAUCAUCUUCAAAAACGAAUUUUGUUAUAGGAGUAACUGCUUUACCCACUGUAAGCAUUGGGAUUUUCUUAGGAGGGCUCAUAAUGAAGAAAUACAAAAUGGGCAUGAUUGGAGCUACAAAAUUUGGAUUUGGGAUGUCACUGAUGGCUUUUCUCAUAACCCUCUCACACUUUUUUGUGGGCUGUGAGAACCAUGUAGUGGCGGGAUUGACAGUAUCUUAUGAUGGCAAACCAGUUGCACGUCAUGAAACUGCCUUAUUUUCUGUCUGCAACUCUGACUGCAAAUGUGCCACGAACCAGUGGGAUCCUGUCUGUGGAGACAAUGGAAUCACAUAUAUGUCAGCUUGUCUUGCUGGAUGCAAGACUUCGACAGGACAUGGGAAGAACACAGUGUUUCAUAACUGCAGCUGCAUGAAAAUUACAGGUUCACAAUCAGGAAAUACCUCUGUAAUUCUGGGACAAUGUCCAAAAAGUGAUGACUGCUCAAGAAAGUUUAUUUAUUAUACAGUAAUACAAGUUAUAAGUGCCUUUUUCUAUUCUUUAGGAGGCACCCCUUUAUACAUAGUUAUGUUUAGGUGUGUUCACGCAGAGCUGAAAUCUCUUGCAGUUGGUCUGUACACGCUCAUUAUGAGAGCCCUAGCCGGAAUUGCAGCCCCCAUUUAUUUUGGUGCAUUAAUAGACAGGUCAUGCUUGAAAUGGGGAAGCGGAAGCUGUGGGCAGCGAGGAGCUUGUAGGAUAUAUGAUUCUGAUGCAUACAAGUAUACCUACCUUGGCCUAAUAGCAGGUUUCAGACUACCAUCCUACUUCUUAGCUUUCCUGUUUUAUACAAUGGUGAAGAAACAGUACCAAGCAAAGGGUCCCAAAUCCACAGAAAACGGAGGGCAAGAAAGCGUUCCUAUGAACAAAGAAACUAACUCAAAGAGCAGUGAAUAUUUAUCAAGUUCUUCUGAUGUGGAAAAAGAAUCAUGUAUUUAGAAAAACUACUUACGUCCAUGUUGCAUGAAUCCGGACAGCAUCUUUUAAAAUCAACUUUCAGAAUGUCCUGAACAAUAACACUGCUCAGAAUGAAAAACCAGAAUGAACACAUAGUCAAUGACAAGGGCAGUUAGGUGCACAUAUGAUUUAUAUUUAACUAUCUUAUAUGAACCUGCUUAUCAAUGACACACACAACAAAUUCCAUUAAUUAACUAAUGAAGGAAAAUCCUGUUUUGCAUUGCUAAUUGCAACUGUUUGUAAUUUUUAAAUGGCUUGAAUGUGGUUUCUGGCACGGUAACUGCAUUCCAAAUACUACUCUGGAAGGCCCCAGUCGUGCCCACAGAUCCACCUGUACUGAGUACCACUGAAGUCAAAAGGACUUUGCGUAGUUGCAAGGGUCUGCACAGUACAGUAAGAAGCUAAUGUAGUUUUCUGAUCUCUGGCCUGCCAGGGAAUAGCUAGGUGGAAGGCCCAAACCCUCUUUUCCCCCUGCGUCCUCAGGGACACUCAACUUGAAAAAUCAUAUUUCCAACUGAAAAUGUUGUGCCUACUAACGUUGUAAGGAGAGCUGGUUAUCAAAUGGAAUUUCUGUUCCAUCAGAAACUCCAGCAUUUCAAAUUUUGCUUUCAUCCUGAAUUGGAACAAAAAGUUGAAAUUUCAAGAUUUUUACUGUGAAAUGAAAAUGUCAAAAUAUUUUGUUUAGGAAACAUCA
Dermochelys coriacea (leatherback sea turtle) is the source of this 3032-nucleotide messenger RNA. Its product is annotated as solute carrier organic anion transporter family member 1C1-like. The transcript has 15 exons. Gene Ontology annotation, molecular function: protein binding; bile acid transmembrane transporter activity. Bases 194 to 2320 code for a protein of 708 amino acids. Gene Ontology annotation, cellular component: membrane. The record is from RefSeq and is a predicted model, not a curated record. Lineage: Eukaryota; Metazoa; Chordata; Testudines; Dermochelyidae. Gene Ontology annotation, biological process: transmembrane transport; bile acid and bile salt transport; sodium-independent organic anion transport.